UUCAAUGUUGGUGAACAUGCCUCCCCGUGCACGAACUCAGAAGAAGUUGGGCAGCAUUUGUGAGCUGCAAACAGUGUCUCUGAAGAGUCCACUGGGUGUUAUUCACAUAAGCUGCUGCCGAGAAGGAAUACACACCAUCGAGCUCAAGCCAGACUACAAAGAGUGUGGGUGUGGGUGUGGGUGUGUAUGCGCAGAUGAUCAACUGAAGCUGUUCCCUGAGUGUGUGAGCUGCGUAGCAUGGCUGAAGGCGUAUUUCAAAGACCCAAACUCCACACACACCCUACCUCUGCCUUCUAUACACCAUCCCAUUCUACAGGGAGGGUCAUGGACAGCGUGUGUAUUGCGUACACUGCAGAGCAAAGUGUGUGUGGGUGAGGUGGUGUCGUAUGCACACCUCGCCCAGCUGGCCGGAAGACCCAGGGCUGCACGCGCUGUUGGUGGAGCCAUGCGCAAGAACCCGGUCCCUCUGCUGAUUCCAUGCCAUCGAGUGUGUUUGAGCAGCGGAGUGGCGGGGCACUACAUGGGUUGCCGUGGUGACCAUCUCAAACUCUGGCUGUUGGAGCAUGAGAAGAAUACCUCACAGUGAUAUGCACAUGUACACACACACAUACACAUACACACACAUACACAUACACAUACAUACACAUACACAUACACAUGUACACACACACAUACUCACACAUACACACACACAUACACACACAUAC
Molecule: messenger RNA, 707 nt
Organism: Alosa sapidissima (American shad)
Lineage: Eukaryota; Metazoa; Chordata; Actinopteri; Clupeiformes; Clupeidae
Gene: mgmt
Product: O-6-methylguanine-DNA methyltransferase
Exons: 5
Coding region: 5-586 (193 amino acids)
Biological process (GO): DNA repair
Cellular component (GO): nucleus
Molecular function (GO): methylated-DNA-[protein]-cysteine S-methyltransferase activity
Source: RefSeq, a predicted model, not a curated record